ACCAUUGAACAAGAUACAAUUUUUUGUGAUACAAUGGAGCAUGUGUCACAAGAUGAAAUUGAGGACUUGUCGUUGUCCCCUCCGACUGUUGGCUCCAUGCAGAUUGCUGGAAGUAAUGGUUUUGGUCAUAACAUAGAGUUUAUGUCGCAGGCGUAUCUUAGAAACAGAAGCUCCGAAAUUGAUAUAGAGGUCGAACAUGAUACAUCUAUCGCGCAUAUAGAUCAACCUCUUCCCAUAUUCCUCAAGUUUGAGAAUGUGGAGUACAAGGUGAAGAUUAACCAAGCGUUCUCCAACAAUCCUGUCAAGGUAGUUGUAUCAAAGGUAGCGUCUCAGUUUGAACAUGAUAAUUACAAGCAUAUACUCAAGGGUAUAACGGGAAGCAUAAAUCCGGGUGAAAUUCUCGCCUUAAUGGGACCUUCGGGCAGUGGAAAAACAACUUUGUUGAAGAUAUUGGGUGGAAGAUUGCACGAAAAUGUCAAAGGAACUGUCACUUACAAUGACAUUCCAUAUAAUCCAGCUCUUAAAAGAAGGGUGGGUUUUGUGACGCAAGAUGACGUGCUUUUUCCACAAUUGACAGUCGAGGAAACUUUAGUUUUUGCUGCAUUGUUGAGGCUUCCAAGCAAGAUGAGUCGACGUCAGAAGUAUGAAAGAGCAGAAGUGAUUAUUAAGGAAUUAGGCUUGGAAAGAUGUCGUCACACGAGAAUAGGUGGAGGACUUGUUAAAGGUGUUUCCGGUGGAGAAAGAAAAAGAGCGAGCAUAGGUCAUGAAAUCCUCGUCGAUCCUUCUCUACUCUUGCUCGAUGAACCAACUUCAGGCCUUGAUUCGACCUCUGCAAAUAGACUACUUCAGGUUCUUCAAGGGCUUGCUAAGAUGGGAAAGACAAUCAUAACGACAAUUCACCAGCCUUCGAGCAGGAUUUUCCACAUGUUUGAGAAAAUUCUGUUGAUAGCAGAAGGUUAUCCGGUUUACUAUGGUAAGGCCAGGGAGUCGAUGGAGUACUUCUCGUCUCUAGGUUUCAUCCCGGAAAUUGCCAUGAAUCCAGCAGAGUUCUUGCUGGAUUUAGCAACUGGACAAGUAAACGAUAUCCGUGUUCCUGAUGAUCUGUAUCCACCUCAAUGCACAACCGAACGAGAGAAGAUUGUCAUCAGAUAUCUGCAACACAAGUACAAAAUCUUGUUGGAGCCGAAAGAGAAUCAUCAAGUGUCGAAAGCACCAGAGCAUCUUCAAAUGGCUGUUAAGGUAAAAAAAGAUUGGACUAUAUCCUGGUGGGAACAAUUCCGGGUACUGUCAAAGCGAACGUACAGGGAGAGAUGCAGAGACUAUUUUGACAAGCUCCGGUUAGUUCAAUCGGUUGGAGUUGCACUACUGCUCGGACUUCUUUGGUGGAAAUCCUCAACUGGAACAGAAGCUCAACUUCGCGAUCAGAUUGGUUUAAUGUUCUACAUCUGUAUCUUCUGGACUUCCUCAUCAAUAUUCGGAGCAGUGUAUGUCUUCCCAUUCGAGAAGAUGUAUUUGGUGAAAGAACGGAAAGCAGACAUGUAUAGACUAAGCGUCUAUUACAUCUGCAGCACAUUGUGCGACAUGGUAGCACACGUAGUGUACCCGACUUUUUUCAUGUGCAUGGUAUACUUCAUGGCUGGCUUCAAGAGGACCGUCCAGUGCUUCUUUCUAACGUUGGGUGCAACACUAUUAAUAGCGAUAACCAGCCAGGGAGCUGGAGAGCUUUUUGGAGCUGCAGUUAUGAGCGUUAGAAGGGCUGGAAUGGUUGCUUCCCUGAUAUUGAUGUUGUUUCUUCUCACCGGAGGUUACUACGUUCAGCAUAUACCAAAAUUUAUGAGGUGGCUAAAGUACAUAUCAUUCAUGUACUAUGGAUUUAGGCUACUAUUGAAAGUGCAAUAUUCAGGAGAUGAUUUAUAUGAUUGUGAAAGCAAAGGAGGUUGUAGAACUCUACAAAGUUCACCUUCAUUUGACACUGUUGGUUUAAAUGGUGGAUUAAAAGAAGUUUGGGUUUUAUUAGCAAUGGCUCUUGUUUAUAGAUUCUUAGCUUAUUUUUGCCUAAGAAGAAAAAUUAAUAGUAUUAAUCUUUGAGACCCCCCCCCCCCCCCCCGCCAAAAAAAAAAAAAAAACAUUGAUGGUUUUUCUUUUUAAUUUUUCAUGUGGAUAAAAAUGUGAAGGGAUCAAGUGAGAGUAUUUAAUUUGUUGAUGUUCACAUGACUUUGUGAUAUUGACUAGUGGGAAUUAAAUUAUCAUUUUUUGUUUGAUUGUAUUUUUGAAAGUGAUCAUUUUGAUAUUCUCAAACCUUUUCUUGUGGGGGUAAAGCUAAAAAAACAAAUAAAAGGAUCUUUACUUCUUAUUUUCUAGUUCCACUUCCCGCGUCCUUAAUCAAAGGUUUCGAGUUUGAAUCUUUCUGGGUACGAAAGUCGUUUUUGUUAGGAAGUGUUUUACUCUCAAAUGUGAUUUUCUAGUGCAAAUUCAAAUUUUGUUACGUUCUGAUAGGAGUAUGAUCGUGAUUGUGGACCAAUAUGUAAAUACUCGAGCUCGGGUGGCUCCCCCACUAAUGGAACAAACUUUGAAGUGUAGAGAACAAGUCCCAACACUCCAAAGCAGCCCAUAUUGACACUCCAAGGCUGCCCCUUGCCAUGACUCAUUAAGGAUAUUUUAGUUAUUUUGUAAUAAGUUAUAACCUAACUUAUAAAUAGAACAUGAUAGGUCAUUUUGAUGAUAUAUUUUUGAGAGCUUUAAGGAGUGUCUUGCAAGGUGGAUUCCUUGAGACAAGUGUGGACAUCACUUGUGUUGAUAACAAUCUUAGAAACG
Molecule: messenger RNA, 2814 nt
Organism: Capsicum annuum
Lineage: Eukaryota; Viridiplantae; Streptophyta; Magnoliopsida; Solanales; Solanaceae
Product: ABC transporter G family member 26
Exons: 9
Coding region: 34-2088 (684 amino acids)
Cellular component (GO): membrane
Molecular function (GO): ATP binding; ABC-type transporter activity; ATP hydrolysis activity
Source: RefSeq, a predicted model, not a curated record